GGGACGCGGCGGCGGUGGCGGCGGCUUCGUGUUGCCGGAACCCGAGCGCGCAGGCCCGUCCCGGCGGGCGGGCGGCCGGGGCGGGGGCGCCAUGUGGUUCAUGUAUGUGCUGAGCUGGCUGUCGCUCUUCAUCCAGGUGGCCUUCAUCACGCUGGCCGUCGCGGCCGGACUCUAUUACCUGGCAGAAUUGAUAGAAGAAUACACAGUGGCCACCAGCAGGAUCAUAAAAUACAUGAUCUGGUUCUCCACAGCUGUGCUGAUUGGCCUCUACGUUUUUGAGCGCUUCCCCACCUACAUGAUUGGUGUGGGCCUCUUCACCAACCUUGUCUACUUUGGCCUUCUCCAGACCUUCCCCUUCAUCAUGCUGACCUCGCCUAACUUCAUCCUGUCGUGCGGGCUAGUGGUGGUGAAUCAUUACCUAGCGUUUCAGUUUUUUGCAGAGGAAUAUUAUCCCUUCUCAGAGGUCCUGGCCUAUUUCACUUUCUGUCUGUGGAUAAUCCCGUUUGCAUUCUUUGUGUCGCUGUCGGCUGGGGAGAACGUCCUGCCCUCCACCAUGCAGCCCGGAGAUGACGUGGUGUCCAAUUACUUCACCAAAGGCAAGCGGGGCAAACGCUUAGGGAUCCUGGUUGUCUUCUCCUUCAUCAAAGAGGCCAUUCUACCCAGUCGGCAGAAGAUGUACUGAACUUCUACGGAGGGGAUGCUGGGGCAAGAUCAGGAGAGUCAGGCCCCUGGGCCUCUGCAGUAGGUGGGGGCCAGGAGCUGGAAGGCACCAUCCCCCAGCCCUGGCCCUCCUUCCCUUGACUCCCCCAGAAGUCCCCGUCCCCACCAUCCUCAGGAGGCUCAGCUUGGCUCAGAUCUGAUGCUGCCAGAGGCUGAGAACUCAGAGGGCACCAGGGAGGAUGCGGUGCCUGCUUAGCCAGGAGGCCGUGGUCCACCUGGGUGUGCAGAAGCUGAGCUCCUGUGGCCCUCCCGCCCCCUCCUGUGAUGGGUCCGGAGGUCUGGCUCAGCCAGGGCAGGCAGGGCAGGGGCCGUGAAGCUGGAGAGCAGACAGUGAUAACUGCUAUGGGCAGAUGGCCAUGGGGAGGGGCCGUGGCUUAGCACUUGCAAGAGAAAGUUUUUGCUGUUGAACUGUGAUUUCUGUCCAAGUGCUGAUUCCCGUUUGAAUAAAGAUUCUAGGUGGCCCUGUUUGCCUUAAUACCCUGAAAGUUCAUCUUCCUUUCUUCCUGCUGACCUUCCGCCUGGCCUGGCUUUUCUGCGCCAGGGGCUCCUUUUCUGGGUUUGGGUCUUGCCUUUCCGAAGGGACUGUUCUUGUGGCCCUUAGUGGGAAGGGGACAGAGAUGAGGAGCCGAGCCUGGAGUGGGAGGUGGGGGAGUGGGGAUGGAUGCAGCCUUUCUUAAUCCCCUUCUCUCUCCUUCCAUCUCUUCUUUCCUCAGGGCUCCGUGACUGUCAGAUUGCAGGCAGAGAGGGGAUGUGUGGGACUGGGUUAGAUUUUUCAGGAGAACAUGUACAGUAUCCUAUUUAUAAGUCUUCCCCUAGGGAAGAGGAGUGGUUUCUGGCUGAAUUCUAUCUCAGGCUCGAGGAGAAACAGAUUAAAAAUUGGCUUCCUGGCAGCCUGGGCUACAGCCUGUUUUGUAAGAAACAGGGCUGGUGAGACUCUAAGAGCACACAAGGGCUGGCCUUCUCUUCUGAGUGGUCUUGGCUCCUGGGGAGGUGAUCAGUCUUCUAAAAAGGCAGGCCAGGUCCUGGGCACAGGCCAGCAUUUGUUGACCUUGCAUUCCAACUACAGUGCCUUACAAGUACUCAGCAGUACAUACGCGAAUGAAGUCCCCACGAGAGCCAUUACCGGACAUGUCCUAUACCUCAAAGCAAAGCAGACAGGUGCAGAGAUGGACUGCACACAUGUGGUACGUUUCAGCCACAGGGAAGACCUCUGUGCUUGAAAAUCUUACCUCUACAUCCUGCCUCAAGUCCCACCAUGGCCCUUCAUUUCCUUGGGUUUAGCAUUUCCCUUUCCUGGGGAAAGGAAAGGCCAGCACAUUUUGGCCUUCUCUCAGUGGCACUGAGAUUGCCAGGCCCUUUUGUCCUAUGCAGACAAGGGAGGACAAGGUGGAGGACCCUGGAGGCCAGUGUCCUGACUGCUGGCCAGCAGCUGGCCUUGCUCUCCCUUGCUGUCCAUGUCUUUGUUUCUCACCCCAGUGGUGUGGCUUUGCCCUCCAUUCACUCCAGUGCCAGUGUUCUGGGGGUUGCCAGUGGCCUUGUGCUAAGUCCAGCGGACCCUCUUCAUAUCUCCUCUUUCUGGAUCUGUGCAGCAUCAGGCAGGGCUCGUCACCCCCAGCGUCCCGAGCACCUCUGUGGCUGGUUCUCCCUCUGGCUGCUCCUUUUCGGGUCCUGUGCAGGCCCCUCCACUCACCUCCUGCGCGGUGGGUUUUCUCAGGGUUUGGUCGUGGGUUCCCUGGAGGAGCCCAUCCGUGCUGAUGGUUUCAAGGAAUUGAGAGCUGACAGCCAGACCCAGCAUCCCUCUCGGUCCUCUGAACCACAGUUCUGCUGCCUUUGGGCACACAGACAACUCUAACGGCCCAGAUAGCACUUGGUGCCGCCCUUUGCAACCUGCCUUUUUUGGGUACCUGCCUUGGCUCCAAGAUCACUCAGGAGCCCGACCAGAAACCUUUCUCUUUCGGCCCUGACAUCCAAUCUCUAACAACUGUCAAGUUUACCUUCUUAACAUCUCUUGAUUUGAGCGCCACUCCCACUGUCAGCAGCUUUCACCUGGAGUAUUGUGACAGCCUCCUUCCACUUCUCUGUCCCACAGCCAGAGUUGUCUUUCUAAUGCAUGGUUGAUCCAGUCACUCCCUGGCUUACAACCUUCCAUGGCUCCCCCUUGUCAGGAUAAAGUCCAGACCCCUUAGCAUGGCUUGGGAGGCUCGUGGUGUCCCGGUUCUUGCUCGCCUCUCUGGCCUCAUCACUUGCCACCUUGCAUUUUGAUUUUCAGCCUCCUGUAUCCAGAGAUGCCACCUUAAUUCCCUUUCUUCUGCUCGCCUGAGUACCUUCUCUGUCAGUUCUCAACUUAGAUUUCACUUCCUCCAAGGAACUUUGAAUGUCCCCUCUCCCUCCAUCACACCACACAGAUCACUCUGGGCUUAACUUGCCUGCUUACUGGUUUAUCUCCCCAUUAGACUGUAAGCUCCUUGAGGGCAGGGAUUGUCCUUCAGUUUUUGUAUCAACCAUGCCUAGCUUGGCACCUGGCACAUAGAAAGUACUCAAUAAAUGUUUGUUUAAUGAA
Messenger RNA from Physeter macrocephalus (sperm whale), 3280 nucleotides. RefSeq names its product testis expressed 261 (gene TEX261). Gene Ontology annotation, cellular component: Golgi membrane; endoplasmic reticulum membrane; COPII-coated ER to Golgi transport vesicle. The transcript has 6 exons. Gene Ontology annotation, molecular function: COPII receptor activity. Gene Ontology annotation, biological process: endoplasmic reticulum to Golgi vesicle-mediated transport. The record is from RefSeq and is a predicted model, not a curated record. Lineage: Eukaryota; Metazoa; Chordata; Mammalia; Artiodactyla; Physeteridae. The coding region runs from base 92 to 682 and encodes 196 amino acids.